UGCUUUGCCCGGCCACUUGGCUAAUUUUGGAGCCCGCGCCUGCUGCUCCUCCCAGGUCUGUGAGGAGUUACGGAGUUAGGGGCUUGCUUGCGUCCCCAGUAGUCAGCCAACUCCUUGUUCCGAGCUCCCGCGUUGGCCCGGUCUUUUUCCCUCCUUGGCUCUGUGCAGUGCUGUAGAGGCUGGAGGCAGCUGCAGAGAUCCGCCAUCCUGCUGGGGUCCGCUUUCAGGGGAACAUCACACUGGAGAGGCAAAAGGAGUGGAAGAGCCUGUCUUGGAGAUUUUCCCGGGGAAACCCUGAGGCCAUUCAUUAUGAUGUGUACAGCACGGGAGUGGCUCAGAGUGACCGCCCUGCUAUUCGUGGCUAGAGCUGUUCCAGCUAUGGUGGUUCCUAAUGCCACUUUGUUGGAGAAACUUUUGGAAAAGUACAUGGAUGAGGAUGGUGAAUGGUGGACAGCUAAGCAGAGAGGGAAAAGAGCCAUCACAGACAAUGACAUGCAGAGCAUCUUGGAUCUCCAUAAUAAACUGAGAAGUCAGGUGUACCCAACGGCUUCUAAUAUGGAGUAUAUGACGUGGGAUGUGGAGCUGGAAAGAUCUGCAGAAUCCUGGGCUGAAACAUGUCUCUGGGAGCAUGGACCUGCCAGCCUGCUGCCCUCCAUUGGACAGAAUUUGGGAGCACACUGGGGAAGAUAUCGACCCCCUACAUUUCAUGUACAAGCAUGGUAUGAUGAAGUGAGAGAUUUUAGCUACCCGUAUGAACAUGAGUGCAACCCUUACUGUCCUUUCAGAUGCUCUGGCCCUGUUUGUACGCACUACACUCAGGUGGUGUGGGCAACUAGUAGCAGGAUAGGCUGUGCCAUCAACCUGUGCCACAACAUGAACAUCUGGGGGCAGAUAUGGCCCAAGGCCGUCUACUUGGUGUGCAAUUAUUCUCCCAAGGGAAACUGGUGGGGCCACGCACCUUACAAGCAUGGAAGGCCUUGCUCUGCUUGCCCGCCCAGUUUUGGAGGAGGCUGUAGAGAAAACUUGUGCUACAAAGAAGGGUCAGACAGGUAUUACACCCCUCGAGAAGAAGAAACGAAUGAAAUUGAGCGGCAGCAGGCUCAGGUCCAUGACACGCAUGUUCGGACAAGAUCAGAUGAGAGUAACAGGAAUGAAGUCAUCAGCACUCAGCAGAUGUCUCAGAUUGUUUCUUGUGAAGUAAGAUUGCGAGACCAGUGUAAAGGGACCACCUGCAACAGGUACGAGUGCCCUGCUGGCUGCUUGGACAGUAAAGCUAAAGUCAUUGGGAGUGUACAUUAUGAAAUGCAAUCCAGUAUCUGCCGGGCGGCCAUCCACUAUGGGAUAAUAGACAAUGAAGGCGGGUGGGUAGACGUCACUAGACAAGGAAGGAAGCAUUACUUCAUCAAAUCCAACAGAAAUGGCGUUCAGACAAUUGGCAAAUAUCAUUCCGCUAAUUCUUUCACAGUCUCUAAAGUAACAGUUCAAGCUGUGACAUGUGAAACUACAGUGGAGGAGCUCUGUCCUUUCCAUAAACCGGCUUCUCAUUGCCCAAGAGUAUACUGUCCCCGAAACUGUAUGCAGGCAAAUCCACAUUAUGCUCGAGUAAUUGGAUCUAGAAUUUAUUCGGAUCUGUCUAGUAUCUGCCGAGCGGCGGUCCACGCUGGGGUGGUUCGAAAUCAUGGUGGCUAUGUGGAUGUCAUGCCUGUGGACAAAAGAAAGAUGUACAUUGCUUCUUUUCAGAAUGGGAUCUUCUCAGAAAGUUUACAGAACCCUGCAGGAGGAAAGGCAUUCCGGGUAUUCGCUGUGGUCUGACAGAGAACAC
Molecule: messenger RNA, 1822 nt
Organism: Acomys russatus (golden spiny mouse)
Lineage: Eukaryota; Metazoa; Chordata; Mammalia; Rodentia; Muridae
Gene: Crispld1
Product: cysteine rich secretory protein LCCL domain containing 1
Exons: 15
Coding region: 310-1812 (500 amino acids)
Cellular component (GO): extracellular region
Source: RefSeq, a predicted model, not a curated record